This is a messenger RNA of Lucilia sericata (common green bottle fly), 879 nucleotides long. Its product is annotated as putative oligosaccharyltransferase complex subunit CG9662. Gene Ontology annotation, cellular component: oligosaccharyltransferase complex. The record is from RefSeq and is a predicted model, not a curated record. The transcript is spliced from 2 exons. Lineage: Eukaryota; Metazoa; Arthropoda; Insecta; Diptera; Calliphoridae. Bases 135 to 581 code for a protein of 148 amino acids.
CGCCGCUAAAAUGUGUAGUGUCAGCCGCCGUGGCUGUUAAUGUUUGUCGACGUAGAGCUCCGUUCGUGAACCAUUUUUCAGUGCAUUUUUGUAAACGUAAACAAUUUAAAUUUCGCGAAAAAAUAUAAAUAAAAAUGUUACAAAGUAUUUACGAAUUACCAUUUCAUAUUUUGGUACCUCCAAAUAUUAAGCUUCGUAUACAUAUUCCAAAACCAUCUCCCUUCUUCAUUUUCUGUUGUAUCUUGGUAUCAUACUUUUUGGUGACUGGAGGAAUCAUAUAUGAUGUUAUUGUGGAACCACCAAGCGUUGGUGCUACUGUCGACGAAAAUGGACAUUCUAGACCUGUAGCCUUUAUGCCUUAUCGUGUCAAUGGACAGUACAUUAUGGAAGGAUUGGCGAGCAGUUUUCUUUUUACAAUAGGAGGACUUGGAUUUAUUAUAAUGGAUCAGACACAUGCCCCAGGAAAAACGAAUCUUAACCGUUUAUUGCUCACUUCUAUGGGAUUCAUAUUUAUUUUAGUAUCAUUCUUUACAACUUGGCUGUUUAUGCGAAUGAAAUUGCCCAGUUAUUUACAGCCAUAAAUUUAUUCGAAUCUCAAAUGUAGCAGACAAGAUUAAACUAUUUGCUCAUUUCACAUAGUAUUACUAACACAAAUGCAAUAUGUGCAAUUCACGAAUAAAGAUGUAUUAGAUUCAAUAUAAUUUUGCGAUUUAAAAAAAAGAAUACUAUUACGAUUUAUUGAAAAAGUUCUAUUAUUCCCUUUUUUAGACUCAACAUACAUUUAAGAUUUGUUUUUUAAGAUAUGUAUUUGUACAUACAUUAUAAUUAUGCUUAAAUAAAUAAUAAAAUACAGUCUUUAACAGGCAAUCGCCGUGUUAA